Pelagomonas calceolata is the source of this 1056-nucleotide messenger RNA. The record is from the annotation of a GenBank genome assembly. Lineage: Eukaryota; Pelagophyceae; Pelagomonadales; Pelagomonadaceae.
GGCUAAGCUCUGCUCUCCUUGGGCUACACACGACACAGAGAGGGGCAUUGCUGCUCUACAUUGCGUGCGCAAUCUCCAUCAGUCUACUGCGACGAUCGGGCCGGGCUUAAAUCCCCGUACUUCCAUCGCUGCGAGAGCUUUUGUUCUGCCAGCGCAUCGGAAGCGCAAACAAAACGACGACAAAAUCAUUAACUGGACGCUGCUAUUGAUGGCUGCGCAGCUCGCGGGCGCGCUGCGGCCGCCGCGCAUCGAGCUGUUCUUCAAGACGCCGGCCGAACUGAAGGAGCGCCUCCGCGACCUGACAGCCGCGGGCUACCGGUCGUUCAACCUCGUGAACAAGGACAAGAAGGACCCGAUGCUCGCGUGGGUCGACGUUUGUUGUGAGGAGCUCGGGCCCGGCGACGACGUCUGCGCACACUUCUCGAGCAAGUACAACGCGAGGGGCGGGCCGGCGCUCGCGGAGAGGCUAGCGGCCCUCGCCGCGCGGUCGCAAGCGUCGGGCGUCGCGCUGUCGACGCUUUUGGUGUCGGGCUCGGGCAAGCGAAAAAAGGGCCACUUUGCGAGCGACCUCGCCGGCGCUCUAAAUGCGCCGCCGUCGCCGGUCGGCGUCGCCUUCAAUCCUUAUGAAGACGACAUGGAAAAGGAGCGCGCGGCGCUGGCGGCGAAGUUGAAGGGAGGCGGCGUGUCGUCCGUCUGGCUCCAGUUCGGCGUGCGCCUCGAGGACCUCGACCGCGAGCUCCUUUGGCUCCGAGCCUCAUUUCCGUCGCUCGAGCUCGUCGGGUCGGUGUUCCUGCCCACCAAGAAGCUGAUCGCGCAGCAGAAGUUCCGGCCGUGGAACGGCGUCGCGCUGUCCGACGAGUACCUCUCGGGGCCCGAGGCGGCGGAAAGGGUGACGCGCCAAUUACUCGCCGUCUACGCGAAGCAUGACGUAAGACCGCUCGUCGAGGCGCCGGGCGUGCGCACGGCCAAGGACCUCGCGGUCGUCUCCAGGUUGUUCGGCGAGCCCGCACCGCCGGCGAAGAAGCGCCGUUUGUAAGUACUAUGUUAUCUACGGGA